GUCGAGCUCAGAGUAUCUUCUUUUGUAGCCUCUAUUCAUCAUAUACCAAUAGCAGUCGAGCGAAAAGCAGUCGCACGAUAUAGGCCCUUGUGCUGGCAGAACCAGCCUAUUGCUACGUAUAUUUCCCCCAGCCUGGUACUGCAGCGCUGGGGGAUAGCUGAUUCAGCGGCGUUCGGCGCUCCGAUGGCCCGGGUCAGCCCACUUUCUAUAGCCUGCAAGCCCAGCCUGGCGUCCCCUGACUGCUAGUUUAACCGUGGCCGGGAGCCGCGAGUGGGGGCCUAUGAACGGGACCAGCUCGGGCGGCCAAGAGUUGGCAGUCUUGGACACAGUCACAAUCCCAGUAUGGAUUUACAGUUGUCUCAGCCAGCGGCUGGUAUGGGCCAAUAGGGCCGCUUUGCGAUACUUCAACAAGACGCUGGACGGAUUCACGUCUUACAAAUUCGGACGGCUUUCACCAGAAGAGCUAUCCAGCUUCAACGUGCUCAAUACGCUGCUGCGGGAUGAAGUGGAGAAUGGAGGCCUGGACCAGGUCAUCUCUGGGUUUGGGCACUCGGUGCUGCCUGGCGUCAUCCCGCAUGACGACUUGUGCAGCAGCGAGUUCCUGUACAAGCAAAUCUACUUGACGCAGCCGGUGUCGGGCUGCAUGCGGGCGACGCAAGUCCAGCUGAUCAGCGGGCCAAACAUGAGCCUUCCCACGGUCAACACAGCGAUUGUGAAGACCGUGCGGAGAGAGCAGCGGGGGCGGCAGUCAUCGGCGGAUGGGCGCAUGGUGAACGGCACGAAAGUGACGUCCACGGUGUCCAGCCUCAUCGAGAUGUGCGACCGCAUCCUCAAGGGGCAGGAGGUGGACCUCAACAGCGUGGAGGCGGUGCAGCAGGCCGUGCUGCGCGGGGACAUCAUCACGCAGCCCACGCGCAUCGAGGAGGAGCUGGUGUCUAAGGAGGAGCUGGACCAGGACGUGGGCCUCAACCUGCUGCAGCUGCUGGGGGGGAAGAAGCUGGGGGAGCGCUUCGCGCCGGCGCCAGAGAGCUACGACGGCGAGGUGAUAACGAACCCCAUGCAGAGCGGCUCGCGCGUGCCGGGGACCGGCGGCCCCACCGCCGGGGGCGCCACCGGCGCGCCCGGAGGGCCGGGGCCGGCGCCGGCGGCGCCCAAGGAGGAGGCGGAGCCGACCGGUGAUGAGGAGAAGGACGUGGUGGCUGCGAGCCUGGUGCCGGCCAUGGAGGCGGUGUUGAACACGGUGGAUGAGUGGCGCUUCAACGCCUUCAAGCUGGCGGAGGUGACGCAGGGCCACCCGCUGUCGGCGCUGGGCUUCUGGCUGAUGAAGCGGUACGACCUGAUCGGCACCUUCCAGCUGGACGCCACCAAGCUGGCGCGGUUCCUUCGGAAGAUUGAGGACGGCUACCCGGACAACCCGUAUCACAACAAGACGCACGCGGCGGACGUGCUGCAGGGCAUGCACUGCCUGCUCACGCGCGGCGGGCUGCACAAGCGGCUGGGUGAGGACGUGGCCAUAUUCGCGUCCUACCUCGCCGCCAUUACCCACGACUACGAGCACAAGGGCCUCAACAACGACUUCCUGGUGCGCGUCGGCGACGAGCUGGCGUUCACCUACAAUGACAUCUCGCCAAUGGAGAACCACCACAUCGCGGCGGCGUUCAAGCUGAUGCGGCAGAAGGACUACAACUUCAUAAAGAAGAUCCCGCGCGAGAAGUGGGUGCGGCUGCGGCGGCUGCUGAUCGACAUGGUGCUGGCGACGGACAUGAAGCAGCACUUCAACAUCCUGUCCAAGUUCCAGUCCAAGCUGCAGGUAAAGCUGCGCUCCACCAACUUCGCCGCGCCCAACCUGUCGCACCUGGAGUCGCCCAGCAACGAGGACCCGCUGCCCAUCAGCGACGACGACGCCGACAAGUCACUGGUGCUUCAGGUGGGGCUCAAGUGCGCGGAUGUGGGGCACCUGGCCGCGCCGUGGGAGGUGCACCACCGCUGGGUGAGCGGUCUGGAGGAGGAGUUCUUCCGCCAGGGCGACAAGGAGAAGUCCAUGCACAUGAUGGUGUCGCCGCUCAUGGACCGAUGCAAGGACGGCAUCACCAAGUCGCAGGUGGGCUUCUUCGACAUCGUGGCGCUGCCGCUGUUCUACAGCUGGGCCUCGGUGUUCCACGAGGCGCUCCCGCUGGUGCGCGCCGUGGAGGACAACUGCAACCGCUGGCGGUCGCUGGAGAUGGGCCGGCAAGCCGGCUCGAAGUGAGGGCGCCAGGAUGCGGGCGGCCUGGACGGGGCUGGCAGAAUGCGGCGGCAUGCGGCGCGCCGGGGCAACGGCAGAUGCAGGGCAUUUGGCGCGCAGCGGCUGCAGCAGGGUCGGUGGGGUGACUAGGGCAUGUGGGGGGAGGCUUCACAAGAGACGGGUGCUGGCUGGCUGCCAACACUGUGAGGACACUGUGCAUAGUGGCUUUGCAUGUACGCCUGCCCGGCGCUGAGGGCGCUGGAUGGGCUGACCAGCGAGGCGCGCGGCGCACAUGCAUAGGAAGACCGACUGGCGCGAGGGCCGCGGCAGGAGCUGCGCAUCGGAACAGCAAGGCAGCGCACACUGCCGCUGUGGAUAUGCGCCGGCAGCGGUGGCUUUAAGCGGUCGGCUAGCAAGCUGUCGCGCUCAUGCCCUCAGCAGCUGCGGUUGCUGUCGCCACUGGUGCGAUGCGCGUGUGGGGUUAGCACAGACCGACCUCGUGACGCCGCGACCAUGCACGCGCAUGCAGCUGGGCACAGCACACCGUGGGACUGCAUCAGUGAAGCCGGUACCAUGCCGCUUCGGCUUGGUCUGGACGGACGGCUUUCGUCGCUGGUUGCCAGGGGCGCGGAUAGCGGCCGGCGGGCCGUGGAGCACUGUUGCGUGGCAUGCAACUAGCAUGGUGUCGCCCAAGGGUGCUCCGUCGGGCCGCAGCGCCGUCUCAGCGACGACCUGGUCCCAGGAAGCCACCCGUUGCACGGUGACUCUAGAGGACCUGCUUCUAGCGGACUCGGCGUGCAGACUGGGUCGUGUGCAUGCGUGUAGUUAUGUGUUGAGGGAAGCGUAUGACUGAAUGAGUGCGAGCGACGUGCAGGAAGGGUUGGGACAGGAAAAUCUGCGGAGCUAUUUUGUACCUACUGAAGUGACUUGCACAGCGCAUGUGCAAUGCCGCAUUGACGCUACCUACCUAUGCCGCCAACGUCGUGUGGGCCACAACAGUUUGGACUGCCGUCUGCGUGCUUCUACUUAGGACGUCUUAAGAUUUAGCUGAAUUGCGCUUUGCAAAGAUGAUCCAUGGAUUUGGACCGCACUCACGAUUGCUAACUUUGUUUCUGACCUCGUGAGGGCGGUGCGUGCGUGUAUGGGUUAUGCCACAAAGCAAGGAGUACCGCGCCCUGCAACACAUUGGGCUGUGAAGCCAUGGCAUUGCGGUGUGGAGUUGAAGAAUUCUAAUGUAAUGGAUGUGUCCA
Molecule: messenger RNA, 3474 nt
Organism: Chlamydomonas reinhardtii
Lineage: Eukaryota; Viridiplantae; Chlorophyta; Chlorophyceae; Chlamydomonadales; Chlamydomonadaceae
Exons: 13
Coding region: 281-2248 (655 amino acids)
Biological process (GO): signal transduction
Molecular function (GO): 3',5'-cyclic-nucleotide phosphodiesterase activity
Source: RefSeq, a predicted model, not a curated record